CACCCCCUCUCUCUCGCUCUCCCCCUCUCCCUUCCUUCCACUAGACAAGUAUCACUGCAGCGAGGCAGGCAACUGCUUUCCGCAGGGCGACUGAGAACUCCGCUUCUUACGGCUUGGAAUUGACAGAAUUCGGAUCUCUUAAUGAGACACGUCGUAUAUUCCUGUUUUUGGACACCGUCGGUGGAAUCAGUUAUAACGGAAGAUUUAACCCCGUGAGAUCAGUUCUGGAAUAUACAUACCUAUUUUGUUGCAUCGAGAGCUUUUAUCUUUUCUUUAUUCGGCAGUGCCCGCGGCCGGUUUUGUAUCUUUCUCUAGCUCCUGAUUUAUCAAUUUUAAACCAAUUGGACGCAAUUUGAUACUAUUUUGAUUAUUACUAGCAGCAAGUGGGUUUGGUAUCAUGUUUCUUGGGUAGGGCCCGGAUGUACCGAGGAUGCACUGGUUCGUUUUCUUAGGUGGUUCCAGCGAAUGUCUAUUUCUGUUUUUUAACUCCAUAAUGGGGAUCAGGUAAUAUUCACUAAAACACAAAGAGGGAAUAUCUCAAGAUUUCCGUUGUUCAUUUUUAUUUUAUUUUUUUUUAUUUGAUUUCUUUUUCCUCCUUUGGUUAUUCUCAUCCUACCCCUCCUCCUUUUGCAACCUUUUCUCCAUUCACCUACGGAUAGAGCUGGACCACAUUUAUGGUAAAUGAAAGCAAAAACAUGUACAUACCGGAGGAAAACCUUGAAAACCAUCAAGGCUCCAACUACUCGAGCCCGUCCCUGCCUGCCGCGCCCGGGCUGAACGACCACGAGCAUGCGGUGGUGGGGCUGGCCCCGGAGCACAUCCCCACGCCGGGUGCGGCCCUCACCUGGCAGGCGGCCAUCGACGCCGCGCGGCAGGCCAAGCUGAUGGGCAACGCCAGCGCGCCCAUCUCCACGGCCAGCUCCACACAGCGCAAGCGGCAGCACUACGGCAAGCCCAAAAAGCAAGCCAGCACCGCGGCGACCCGCCCACCCCGCGCCCUCCUCUGCCUCACGUUGAAGAACCCCAUCCGCAGGGCCUGCAUCAGCAUCGUGGAGUGGAAACCCUUUGAAAUAAUCAUUUUGAUGACUAUUUUUGCAAACUGCGUGGCCUUAGCUGUCUACAUCCCAUUCCCUGAGGACGACUCCAACGCCACCAACUCCAAUCUGGAACGGGUGGAGUACCUGUUCCUCAUCAUUUUCACAGUGGAAGCGUUUCUGAAGGUAAUAGCCUACGGACUGCUCUUCCACCCCAACGCAUACCUGCGCAAUGGAUGGAACUUGCUGGAUUUCAUUAUAGUGGUAGUAGGGCUUUUUAGUGCUAUUUUAGAACAAGCCACCAAAGGGGACGGGGCCACGCCUAUCGGCGGAAAGGCGGCGGGCUUCGAUGUGAAGGCGCUGCGGGCUUUCAGGGUGCUGCGGCCGCUCAGGCUGGUGUCCGGAGUGCCCAGCCUGCAGGUGGUGUUGAACUCCAUCAUUAAAGCCAUGGUCCCAUUGCUGCACAUCGCCCUCCUCGUCCUCUUCGUCAUCAUCAUCUACGCCAUCAUCGGCCUGGAGCUCUUCAUGGGCAAGAUGCACCGCACCUGCUUCUUCCACCAGGACGGGCACCUAGGUCGCAUCGCUGAGGAGAAGCCCGCCCCCUGCGCCCCUCCCCACGCCCACGGAAGGCACUGCUUGCCGCAGAACAUCACCAAGUGCGAGAUGGGAUGGGAGGGGCCCAACGACGGCAUCACCAACUUCGACAACUUUGCCUUCGCCAUGCUCACGGUCUUUCAGUGCAUCACCAUGGAGGGCUGGACUGACGUACUGUACUGGAUGCAGGACGCUAUGGGAUAUGAGCUUCCCUGGGUCUAUUUUGUCAGUCUGGUCAUCUUUGGAUCCUUUUUCGUACUAAAUCUGGUUCUGGGGGUGUUGAGCGGAGAGUUUUCGAAGGAGCGAGAGAAGGCCAAGGCGCGGGGGGACUUCCAAAAGCUGAGGGAGAAGCAGCAGCUGGAGGAGGACCUGAAGGGCUACCUGGACUGGAUCACCCAAGCGGAGGACAUCGACCCGGAGAACGAGGAGGAGGGACUGGACGAAGAGAAGCCCAGAAACCUGAGCAUGCCUGCCAGCGAGAACGAGUCGGUCAACACGGACAACGCACCCGCCGGAGACAUGGAGGGAGAAACCUGCUGUACCAGGCUGGCAAAUAGGAUCUCCAAAUCCAAGUUCAGCCGGUACUCGCGGCGGUGGAACCGCCUCUGCAGGCGAAAGUGUCGGGCGGCGGUGAAGUCCAACGUGUUCUACUGGCUGGUGAUCUUCCUGGUCUUCCUCAACACGCUGACCAUCGCCUCUGAGCACCACCGUCAGCCGGAGUGGCUCACCGAGGUGCAAGACAUCGCCAACAAGGUGCUGCUGGCCCUGUUCACGGGGGAGAUGCUGCUGAAGAUGUACAGCCUGGGCCUGCAGGCCUACUUCGUCUCGCUCUUCAACCGCUUCGACAGCUUCGUGGUGUGCGGCGGCAUCCUGGAGACCAUCCUGGUGGAGACCAAGAUCAUGUCCCCGCUGGGCAUCUCCGUGCUACGCUGCGUGCGUCUGCUGCGCAUCUUCAAGAUCACCAGGUACUGGAACUCUCUGAGCAACCUGGUGGCCUCGCUGCUCAACUCGGUGCGCUCCAUCGCCUCCCUGCUGCUGCUGCUCUUCCUCUUCAUCAUCAUCUUCUCCCUGCUGGGCAUGCAGCUCUUCGGCGGGAAGUUCAACUUCGACGAGACGCGCCGCAGCACCUUCGACAACUUCCCCCAGUCGCUGCUCACCGUCUUUCAGAUCCUGACAGGUGAGGACUGGAACUCAGUGAUGUAUGACGGGAUCAUGGCCUACGGGGGACCCUCCUUUCCAGGGAUGCUGGUGUGCAUCUACUUCAUCAUCCUCUUCAUCUGUGGAAACUACAUCCUCCUGAAUGUCUUCUUGGCCAUCGCUGUGGACAAUCUUGCCGAUGCUGAGAGUCUGACGUCAGCCCAGAAGGAGGAGGAAGAGGAGAAAGAGAGGAGGAAGCUUGCCAGAACCGCCAGCCCUGAGAAGCGCCCAGACAAUGAGAAACCACCGAUAGAGGAGGAGAAGAAGGAGGAGAAGAUUGAGCUGAAAUCCAUUACGUCUGACGGGGAGACUCCCACGGCCACCAAAAUCAAUAUCGACGAGUACCAGGGAGAUGAAAAUGAAGAGAAAAACCCGUACCCUGCUAAUGACUUCCCAGGGGAGGAAGAGGACGAGGAGCCGGAGAUGCCCGUGGGGCCCCGCCCCCGGCCGCUGUCAGACAUACAGCUGAAGGAGAAGGCUGUUCCCAUGCCCGAGGCCCGCGCGUUCUUCAUAUUCAGCCACACUAACAAGUUCAGGGUACUGUGUCACAAGAUUGUGAACCACAACAUCUUCACCAACCUCAUCCUCUUCUUCAUCCUCCUGAGUAGUGUCUCUCUGGCGGCCGAGGACCCCGUGAAGAACGACUCCUUCAGGAACCAGAUACUAGGCUAUGCAGAUUACGUCUUCACAGGACUGUUCACGAUCGAGAUCAUCUUAAAGAUGACAGCGUAUGGAGCCUUCCUUCACAAGGGCUCCUUCUGUCGCAAUUACUUCAACAUCCUGGACCUGGUGGUGGUCAGCGUGUCUCUAAUCUCCUCUGGGAUCCAGUCAAGUGCCAUUAAUGUUGUGAAGAUCCUCAGGGUGCUGCGAGUGCUGAGGCCUUUGAGGGCCAUCAACAGAGCCAAGGGCCUGAAACACGUGGUCCAGUGUGUCUUUGUGGCGAUUCGAACCAUCGGCAACAUUGUGAUCGUCACCACCCUCCUGCAGUUCAUGUUCGCCUGCAUCGGAGUGCAGCUCUUCAAGGGGAAAUUCUACAGCUGCACAGACGGCUCCAAACAGACUGCAGAAGAAUGCCGGGGUUCCUACAUCCUGUACAAGGACGGUGAUGUGGCGAAGCCAGAAAAGGCCAAGCGCGUUUGGGAAAACAGCGACUUCAACUUCGAUGAUGUGCUGCAAGGCAUGAUGGCCCUCUUCGCAGUCUCCACCUUCGAGGGGUGGCCAGCGCUCCUGUACCGGGCCAUAGACUCUCACACGGAGGACAUCGGACCCAUCUACAACUACCGCGUGGUGAUCUCCAUCUUCUUCAUCAUCUACAUCAUCAUCAUCGCUUUCUUCAUGAUGAACAUCUUCGUCGGUUUCGUCAUCGUCACAUUCCAGGAGCAGGGAGAGCAGGAGUACAAGAACUGCGAGCUGGACAAGAACCAGCGCCAGUGUGUGGAGUACGCCCUAAAAGCUCGCCCCCUGAGAAGGUACAUCCCCAAAAACCCGUACCAGUACAAGGUGUGGUAUGUGGUGAACUCCACCUACUUCGAGUACCUGAUGUUCACCCUCAUUCUGCUCAACACCAUCUGCCUGGCCAUGCAGCACCACGGCCAGUCACCAUCCUUCAACAAGGCCAUGAACGUGCUGAACAUGCUCUUCACUGGCCUCUUCACCGUGGAGAUGAUCCUCAAACUCAUCGCCUUCAAGCCGCGGGGGUACUUUAGUGAUCCUUGGAAUGUAUUUGACUUCCUCAUCGUUAUUGGCAGCAUAAUAGACGUCAUUCUCAGUGAGAUAAAUCAUUAUUUUGUUGAUGCAUGGAACACAUUUGACGCCUUAAUAGUUGUGGGUAGCAUUGUUGAUAUAGCGAUCACUGAGGUUAACCCAGCUGACUCCACCUCGUCUUCCCAGUCCUCCAUGGUAAGACCAAUGGGACUGCAGAGCAGUGAAGACAAUGCCAGGAUCUCCAUCACCUUCUUCCGGCUCUUCCGAGUGAUGAGGCUGGUGAAGCUGCUGUCCCGGGGCGAGGGCAUCCGCACCCUGCUCUGGACCUUCAUCAAGUCCUUUCAGGCCCUGCCCUACGUCGCCCUUCUCAUUGUGAUGCUGUUCUUUAUCUACGCUGUUAUUGGAAUGCAGAUGUUUGGUAAGAUUGCUCUGAGAGACAACAGUGAGAUCAAUCGGAACAACAACUUCCAGACCUUUCCUCAGGCCGUGCUCCUGCUUUUCAGGUGCGCGACAGGGGAGGCGUGGCAGGAGAUCAUGCUGGCUUGUGCUCCCAUGAGGCCGUGCGAGAAGGGCUCAGAGGUGGGCCCGGCCAGCGAGGAGUGUGGCAGCCAUUUUGCCAUCAUCUACUUUGUCAGCUUCUACAUGCUCUGUGCCUUCCUGAUCAUCAACCUGUUUGUCGCUGUCAUCAUGGACAACUUUGACUACCUGACGCGAGACUGGUCCAUUCUCGGGCCUCACCACCUGGACGAGUUCAAAAGAAUCUGGGCCGAGUACGACCCAGAGGCCAAAGGGAGAAUAAAGCAUCUGGACGUGGUGACCCUUCUGCGUCGAAUACAGCCGCCCUUGGGCUUCGGGAAGCUGUGUCCCCAUCGCGUGGCCUGUAAGCGGCUGGUGUCCAUGAACAUGCCUCUGAACAGCGACGGCACCGUCAUGUUUAAUGCCACCCUGUUCGCCCUGGUCCGCACCGCACUGCGCAUCAAGACCGAGGGUAACUUGGAGCAGGCCAAUGAGGAGCUAAGAGCAAUCGUGAAGAAGAUCUGGAAGAGAACCAGCAUGAAGCUGCUGGAUCAGGUUGUUCCACCUGCAGGAGACGACGAGGUGACGGUGGGGAAGUUUUACGCCACCUUCUUGAUCCAGGAAUAUUUCAGGAAGUUCAAGAAGCGCAAGGAGCAGGGGCUGGUGGCUAAGGUCCCUCCAAAGACGGCUCUCUCCCUGCAGGCUGGACUGCGGACGCUGCACGACAUCGGUCCGGAGAUUCGCAGGGCUAUCUCAGGUGAUCUGACAGUGGAGGAGGAGCUGGAGAAGGCCAUGAAGGAGACGGUUUCGGCUGCGUCUGAGGAUGAUAUCUUCAGGCGGGCGGGCGGCCUCUUCGGAAACCACGUCAACUACUACCACCAGAGCGACGGGCGCAGCUCCUUCCCACAAUCCUUCACCACGCAGCGCCCGCUGCACAUCAGUGCCACGGGGAGUCCGGGAGACGACGUGUCCCCCUCCCACGAGAAACUGGUGGACUCCACCUUCACCCCCAGCAGCUACUCCUCCUCCGGCUCCAACGCCAACAUCAACAACGCCAACAACACGGCCAUCGGCCGCUUCCCCGCCCCCUCCAUCAGCACCGUGGACGGCCACGGGGGGGCGCCGCUCACCCCUGUCCUGCUGCCCCGUGCCGCCUGGCACUUCCCCACCAAGAGGACGCGUUACUAUGAGACCCUGCUGCGCUCCGACUCGAGCGACAGCCGCCUGCCAAUCAUCCGCAGAGAGGAGGCGUCGACGGACGAGACGUACGACGAGACCUUUGCGGACGAGCAGGAUUACCGCGGCGACCGGCUCUCCUCCGAAAUGCUGGUGUAUCAGGAUGAAGAGAGCAAACAGCUGGCCCCCAUGGAGGAGGGAGAGGACAGCGAGGACAGGAGGCCCUGGCAGUCCCCGAAAAGAGCGUUCCUGUGUCCCACAGCGCUGGGCCGAAGGUCUUCCUUUCACCUGGAGUGUCUGAAGAGGCAGACGAGAUCGGACGUCUCCCAGAAAACUGCACUACCCCUCCACCUGGUGCACCAGCAGGCUCUGGCGGUGGCAGGCCUCAGCCCCCUGCUGCGGAGGAGUCACUCCCCCACGCUCUUCUCCAGACUGUGCUCCACGCCCCCGGCCAGCCCGUGCGCGCGAGGGGGCCGGCCGUACCAGCGGGUGCCGACGCUGUGCCUGGAGGGCCCGCCGGGCUCCUACGAGAAGCUCAACAGCAGCCUGCCCUCGGUGAACUGCGGCCCCUGGUACAGCGACAGUAACGGGAACAGCACGGGGCCCAGCACGCGGCCCCCCAGGCCUGUCUCUCUCACCGUACCCCCCGUCAUGGGCAGGGAAUCCACCAUGCUCUCCCACGGCAGCGCUGGCAGCCUGGUGGAGGCGGUGCUGAUAUCGGAAGGCCUCGGGCGGUACGCCCAGGACCCGUCCUUCAUCGAGGUGACGAAGCACGAGCUGGCGGACGCCUGCGACAUGACCAUGGAGGAGAUGGAGAACGCGGCGGACAACAUCCUGAACGGGAACAGCCAGCCGAGCCCCAACGGCAAUCUCCGGCCCUACGUGCACUGCAGGGACCUCAGCACGCAGGAGCCCAGCCACAGCGAGGCCGCCAGGGGGGCCACGGGGGGCCCCAGGGAGGAGCUACUGCCCAGCGCCCCCCUCGGCCUGGAGGAGGAAGGGGAGGAGGACAGGGCCACCAUGGCGGGCCACCGGGACUGUGGGUUAUUAGAAGACGAUGACAUGGACUGUGUCACCAGUUUGUAGGAACAGCAGCACAGAGGUCUCUCUUCCUCUCUCUCCCUCUCUCUUUCUCUCUCUCUGUCUCUCUCUGUCUUUCUGCCAGACGUGACCAGAUGUUGG
Megalops cyprinoides (Indo-Pacific tarpon) is the source of this 7403-nucleotide messenger RNA. RefSeq names its product calcium channel, voltage-dependent, L type, alpha 1C subunit (gene cacna1c). Bases 675 to 7307 code for a protein of 2210 amino acids. The transcript is spliced from 49 exons. Gene Ontology annotation, molecular function: high voltage-gated calcium channel activity. Gene Ontology annotation, biological process: calcium ion import across plasma membrane. Gene Ontology annotation, cellular component: voltage-gated calcium channel complex; membrane. NCBI's taxonomy places the organism in Eukaryota, Metazoa, Chordata, Actinopteri, Elopiformes, Megalopidae. The record is from RefSeq and is a predicted model, not a curated record.